AUGAGGGUGUCCAAAUCGUUUAGGCAGAUUGAUAGAAGCUACAAGAGCGCGAUUGAAUUGCUCAAUAGCCGUCGCCGUUCACAACGCCCAGACGCCAAUUUGAAGACCAAAGGAGACGAUGCUCAGCAUGCCACGAAUACACCUCCAACGCCCGGCUUAAAGGGCACCCCGAGCAUUGUUGGGAUGGAAAAUUGGUUAUUGAAGAUCGGCCACUCGCCGACAGACAUCGACAAGCUCAACAUAAUUCAUGUGGCAGGGACAAAAGGAAAAGGAAGCACUUGUGCAUUCACCGAGUCAUUUCUACGAACCUUUGGGCAAAGAACAGGUUUUCCUAAGAAAACAGGACUCUACACUUCCCCUCAUUUGAUGUUCCCUGAAGAGCGUAUUCGCAUCAACUUCCAACCACUUGCGCGAGAUCUUUUUGCAAAAUACUUUUUCGAAGUAUGGAAUGCACUUUCAUCGGAUGCGCGUGCUAACAUCCCUCGCACCCUUCAGCUCUUUGCACUCAUGGCAUUCCACGUCUUUAUCAGAGAAGGGGUGGAGGCUGCCAUCAUCGAAACGCACCACGGAGGUGAAUAUGACGCUACAAACUUUAUACACAACCCUGUUGUAACAGCCAUCACUACCCUUGGAAUGGACCAUGUUAAACAACUGGGGCCAACACUUGGCAAUAUUGCAUGGCACAAAGCUGGUAUCAUGAAGCGUGGUGCCCCGCUGAUUUCGGCCCCGCAGGAGCCUACGGCUGUAGAUGUUAUUCGAGAGCGGGCGUUGGAAAAGGGGGUUGAUGUAUAUUUUGCAGCUUCAAGUCUGGAACUCCCUUCAGAAGCCGUGCAGUUGCGGCUAGAUGUGCAGCGAACAAACAGCUCCGUGGCUUUAGUAGCUGCUCGCCGGUUUUUGGAAGCUAGGGCCCGCAAGAAUACUCUACCACUGGGCGCCGCUGAUAUUAAGAGUGCCAUUGAUCAGUUCUCUUGGCCUGGGCGUUUCCAGUAUAUUCAACAGGGGCCCUACCGUUGGUACUUAGACGGCGCACAUAACGAGAUGAGUGUUGAUAAAGCAGCAGAGUGGUAUAUUCAAGGCUCAAAGGGCUCCAAGCCCUCCACCCGUGUACUCAUCUUUAGCCAGGCAUCGGAGGCGAGAAAUGCCACCGAAGUUCUAGAUCAGCUUGCCACUGCACUUCGCGACGUAGCAAUUGACCACGUCAUCUUCACGACCUACUCACCAGAUCAGGAUCUUGAUUUUGGAUCAGCCCCCGUCUUAAAGCCUGGUCACAGUGACAAGAGCCAGGCGUUUGGUGAGAUCUGGAAGAAGAUCCAUGGUACGACGAAGGUGCAUUACGAAGCCGAUGUUCCAACAGCAUUGGAUGUUGCCAGGCAGAUCGGUGCUAAAUCUGAAGAGGUGCAUACCCUCAUCACAGGAAGCCAGUACUUGGUGGGGGCUGCUCUGUACAGUCUACAAAAAUGA
This is a messenger RNA of Clonostachys byssicola, 1461 nucleotides long. Lineage: Eukaryota; Fungi; Ascomycota; Sordariomycetes; Hypocreales; Bionectriaceae. The record is from the annotation of a GenBank genome assembly.